This is a messenger RNA of Sporothrix brasiliensis 5110, 1863 nucleotides long. RefSeq names its product prenylated rab acceptor 1. Gene Ontology annotation, cellular component: Golgi apparatus. The coding region runs from base 1 to 1863 and encodes 620 amino acids. Lineage: Eukaryota; Fungi; Ascomycota; Sordariomycetes; Ophiostomatales; Ophiostomataceae. The record is from RefSeq and is a predicted model, not a curated record. The transcript has 2 exons.
AUGGCCUCCCGCAUCCAGAUCCCGAUCGAAAUGCUGACGUCGCGGCUCCAGCUUGGAGACCGCUUCAACAGCGUGCGGUCGACGUCGCUGGCCACGCGCUUCUCGAACCUGCGUCCGCUGUCUGAAUUCUUCGAUGUCAAGCGCCUGUCGAAGCCUCAGAACUUUGCCGAUAUGCAGUCCCGCGUCAACUACAACCUGGGCUACUUCUCCAGCAACUACGCUGUCGUUUUUGUCAUGCUCUGCAUCUACACCCUGCUCACCAACUGGUGGCUGCUGUUCGACAUUGUCUUUGUUGCCGCCGGCAUGUUCCUCAUUGGCAAGCUCGACGGCCGCGAUCUCGAGAUUGGCACCAUGCGCGCCACCACCUCGCAGCUGUACACCGGUCUCUACAUCAUUGCCAUCCCUGUCGGUCUCAUCUCGUCGCCCUUUACUACCGUCGCCUGGCUCGUCGGUGCCAGCGGUGUUGUCAUCAUUGGCCACGCGUCGAUGAUGGAUAAGCCCAUCGAUGAGGCUUUUUCUGGGGAGCGAGGCGCCCGGUCAGGCAGGGUCAGGGGGCAAGAUGCGUGGAACUUGGCUGUCGGCGGUGGAGGCAGUCGGGUUGUCGAAGAAUUGAGCAGCAGUAGUGGGGGGAGUGGUGCAGAUGCGGAGUAUCUGCGCCGGUAUGGUGCUUCGAGCUCGUCUUGGGGUGGGACGGCCCGGGAAUUAGGAGGCGAGGCCGGCGCGUUGCAGCCUCGCAGGAGAUAUAUUCGUUCGAGAGCUGCCGACGAGGACUCCGACGACCAGGAUUCGGCUACCGAUUCGUCGUCGGGAGAUGACUCGGAGGACGGCGUGAGCGAACCAGGGGAGGAAGAGAGAGCAGUUUUGGAUUCGGCCCUGUCUCGGAUACGGCGUGCGCAGGCUAAAGACAAAGCGCAAGUCAAACUGAGCAGGGUCGAGCUUGCUGCCCUUGGUCGACACAGAGAGAGAGAAGCACGGGCGCUGGCGCGCCGUCAACGACGAAAAGAACGCACAGACAGAGUGGCGGUGCCAAUCGAGCACCUGGAAUCCAUGUCGCGCAGCCUCACCAAGCUACCGACACCCGGAAAUUCGGGGGACGACAACACCUCACCGCAGCGGGUGCCUGGCUCGUUCCAGUUGGAGGAUCGCCAAGGUUACCCUCCAAUCGGCUAUUUCCCGCCGCCAAGCGCAUCGUCUCGGGCUCUGCCUUCGUCCAGCUCACAGCCAGUACUCGGCAGCAACAGCAGGGACGGAGCAGACCACAACCGCAGCGACUCGCCAUUUACCUAUUCGUACCUGCGUGGACCAUCUACGGCCCGCCACGUAUCGGACCCGGCAACAACUGCGAAUCACGUUGAUCCCUUUCAAUACAUGACUGCGGGUCCGCGAGCGCCUACGUAUACUGCUGGCGCUGCGGCCGUGGCUGAGCGAGGAGCAUAUCCUCGUGGAUCAACAGCAGGCCCUGCUGCAGCCAGGGGCCGCAAGGGGCCGGCGAGGCACGAUACCGAGUCAAGCGAGGACGACGACGAGGACGACGACGACGACGACAGCACGGCGAGUGACGACGACGAAGAGGAGACGGACAACGGCCGCCGUCCUCCGGUUCACAACACACGAUCUCGCGCCAAGCAAAGUGGCGAAUCCAGCCAAUCCCGGAGACACAGCGAGAUUGUCGUCGAAGUCGAGUCCGAGUCUGAACCAGAAGCCGAGCCUGACCCAGAGCAGCGACCGGAACGGUCGCGGUCGUCCAAGUCCAAGAAGCCUUCCCGCAGCUCGUCGUCUGCCAAUCCUAGACGCAAGUCGGCUGGACCUAGCAGCACCAGUGCGCCCAGCUCACACACAAGCCGUCAGCGAAAGAGGAAAUAG